CGAUAAAGCAGCUGCCUGUUUCUUUUCCUGUGUGUUUCACGAGUGAGAGAGGCUCUCCGCCGAAAACACAUAAUAAAUCGCAGAAAUGGUGCGAAUGAACGUACUGAGUGAUGCACUCAAAUCCAUCAACAAUGCCGAAAAACGUGGCAAGAGACAGGUUCUCAUCAGGCCGUGCUCCAAAGUAAUUAUUAAAUUCUUAACUGUGAUGAUGAAGCACGGUUACAUUGGUGAGUUUGAAAUAGUCGAUGACCACAGAAGCGGGAAGAUUGUUGUGAAUUUGACCGGGCGUUUAAAUAAGUGUGGCGUGAUUUCGCCAAGAUUCGACGUUCCAAUUACGCAUAUAGAAAAGUGGACUAACAACCUGUUACCUUCACGGCAGUUUGGAUAUGUUGUAUUGACCACAAGUGGUGGUAUUAUGGACCAUGAGGAAGCCAGAAGGAAACAUCUAGGAGGUAAAAUCCUUGGAUUCUUCUUCUAAGAUAAAGUUAUUUAAUAAAGGUUAAACUUUAUAAUAAA
This is a messenger RNA of Zophobas morio, 516 nucleotides long. Its product is annotated as small ribosomal subunit protein uS8A. Gene Ontology annotation, cellular component: cytosolic small ribosomal subunit; ribosome. Gene Ontology annotation, molecular function: structural constituent of ribosome. NCBI's taxonomy places the organism in Eukaryota, Metazoa, Arthropoda, Insecta, Coleoptera, Tenebrionidae. The record is from RefSeq and is a predicted model, not a curated record. The coding region runs from base 86 to 478 and encodes 130 amino acids. Gene Ontology annotation, biological process: translation. The transcript is spliced from 3 exons.